Molecule: messenger RNA, 808 nt
Organism: Nicotiana tabacum (common tobacco)
Lineage: Eukaryota; Viridiplantae; Streptophyta; Magnoliopsida; Solanales; Solanaceae
Source: RefSeq, a predicted model, not a curated record
UUUUCUCUGUCAAACUGACUUCUCAACCUUUAAUUUAUGUUUCUUCCGUUUCAUGGUGUAAUAGUGAAAUCCAAUUAACAUCUUAAACUCAAUAUCCAGUAGGAAGAUCCCAUCUUGAGAUUCAAAGUGAGAGGGGGUCUGUGGAGUACAUGAUUGAUGCUCAUUGCUUGUUUUAUUGAUUCUAGAGGGAAGAAAUCAGGUUCAUGAUUGAAAGAGAUGGUUCUGCAAAAGGAAUAGUUUUCAGCCAGUUCACUACAUUUUUGGGUCUGAUACACUAUUCUCUUCAGAAGUCGGGCAUCAAUUGUGUUCAAUUAGUUGGAUCCAUGUCUAUUGCUGCAAGAGCUGCAGCAGUUACCAGAUUUACUGAAGAUCCAGAUUGCAGCAUUUUUCUUAUGAGCUUGAAAGCUGGAAGUGUUGCACUCAAUCUUACAGUUGCAUCACAUGUUUUCAUAAUGGAUCCUUGGUGGAAUUCUGCUGUGGAGCGCCAGGCCCAAGAUAGAAUCCAUCGAAUAGGGCAAUAUAAACCUGUUAGGAUUAUGAGAUUUGCGAUUGAGAAUACAAUUGAGGAAAAGAUCUUAAAGUUGCAGGAGAAGAAGGAACUUGUUUUUGAAGGGACGAUUGGUGGCUCUUCAGAGGCCUUUGGGAAACUAACGGAAGAAGACUUGAAAUUCUUGUUUGUGACUUAAAUUGGACUAUGUUCUGUUCUUUGGUUUAGCAAACAAAUUCUCUGGUAUUUUGUUUAGCUUCUAUCACAAAGUAUGUACAUAGACUUAUGAAUUUAGCCAGUAGGAAGCCGUACUGCUUUUGA